This is a messenger RNA of Cylicocyclus nassatus, 1125 nucleotides long. Lineage: Eukaryota; Metazoa; Nematoda; Chromadorea; Rhabditida; Strongylidae. The record is from the annotation of a GenBank genome assembly.
CCAUUUCCAGUUAAUAUGUCGUGAUGCUUUCACUCACUGCCUUCAUCGUUAUUAUUCGAGCUGGUUGUGCUUUUCUCUUCAACUCGCAGUCGGAAGGCUCGCACUGCUACGAGUUGGACCUUGAGAACUGCUUUCGGGAGGCUUUUUUGGCCGCCAUCCAUCCUCCGAUUCGAGGCCGUCGAGCAUCUCCUCUCUUUCACUCUGGCAAUGUCACUGUACUCGAUAAGCGAAAAACUGACCCAGCGAAUUUGCUGUUGUGCCAUGAUGUACGCAGAUUCUCCCUUUGCUUUCACUAUCCAGGCUGCUCAGAACAAGUGGCUGCAGCGAUAGCAUCAGUACAGUAUCACAUGGUAUUUGGCAAGAAACUUCCUCUACAUAUAUUUCUUGCAUACAAAGGAUAUGGCAGACAGAUGUGUGAGCAAACAUGCACUCGAGAUGCGACGUUGAUCUGCCGAAGAGGCAUGAACGAAGAUGAGCAACAACAGGAACAGGAUUACAUCAUGGAAGCCUCAACGAUUGCUCAAGGUUAUGAUUUUGGGAAUGAAGAGACCUGUGCUAACUUCCGCAAAGCACUCGCUAAGCUGGUCCGAUUCCGCAAUGAUUUUUGUGGGGAUCUGUCCCGCUGUACAUGUGGAGAAGCACGAUGGGAAGCCCCCGCUGCCCGAUGCGGGUUCGAUUGUGAGCGAAUGUGGCGCGAAGACGCUCUUCUCACGGCCAGUUCUGCUUAUGUUGCACGCUAUUUCAUUGUGUGUCUACUUAUUCGAUUAUUGGCAUGGUAGGAAAUGACUGCUGUACAACAAGGUUGAGUCGGCAGCAAUUGCCAGUGUACCAGCGCCAUACUGGUGCCGUGCCAGCGACCGCGUGGUCGCGCCAAGUAUCGAUCGACAGCGCUGUAACGACACUAGCACGAUGCUGGCACACGGGCAACUUUGAAAGCAGCCCUAAGCAAGAAGGUUGGAUAUCUUGCCCUAAUCAUGUGACCCGAUUGUCCUUCUUUGUGUUUUCCUCACAAAAUGCAUUAUAAAUUAUACGGGUAGAUAGAAUUUGUAGAAAUAAUCAUGUUUGUUUCAUAUUUAUAUGCUAUUAUGUUAUAGAGACCUCAAUGCUGGAUAAAUGUAUCACGAA